GUCAGUCCGGCACCGGAGACAGAAGCUGAGAGGAGGACCCGAGGAGAUGGGACACUAUUUUUUUUCGACCGCGGUGUCGUCUCUUUUUGUGACUUAAAGAUAAACUCGUCUCUUUUUUUUAAUUGUCCUGUAAUUUAUUUUUCAUUAUUUUUGGCAGAGCCCCCCCCCCCCAAUAAAAAAGAAAGAAAGGGAGAAGUGGUGUCGGUCCCUGUCCCCGGGGCGGAUGUUAUUCCCUGGAUGGUCCCCGCGGGCUGUUUGCCCCCGGACGCGACAACAGUGUGUGGAGAAGUAGCUCGGUGCGUUACGACGCAUGGCGCCAACGAAGACGCACGACGCGCUGGAUGCGUGGUGAAGCAUGGUGGCGAAGAUGGUUAAGAAGCACUUAAUGGGGCCACUGUCAUGGGGCCGGGUCAAACGGCCGAGUGUAAUGGGAACAGGAGUCCUUUAUCUGCUGCUGCUCUCAACCUGCCUUGGCCAAGACACAGAAGAUUGGCAAUACGAGGAAUGUAAACUGUCCCGGUCGGGUCCUCCAGCUACCAUCGUUGCCAUAGACGAAGAGAGCCCCAACGGAACGUUGUUGGUGGAGAACAUGCAAAUAAAUGGCGUGGCAGAGGGGCCGGAUCGUACCAUCUCUCUCUCGCUUCGGGAUAACCACGACUACUGGGUGAUUCUUGACCCUUCCAAACAAGCCCUUUAUCUCAACAGCACCGGGCGGGUUCUGGAUCGAGAUCCUCCCUCAUAUAUCCACUCCAUUGUGGUUCAGGUGCAAUGUACCAACGAGCUGAUAGGCACAGUGAUUUUGCACGAGGUCCGCAUCGUUGUCCGAGACCGCAACGACAAUGCCCCGCGUUUCCAGCAGCCAAGAUACUAUGUCGCUGUCAGUGAGCUGACGCCAGUAGGAACCACUAUCUUCUCUGGUUUCUGGGGAAACAAUGGGGCGGCAGACAUCGAUGACGGUCCCAACGGACAGAUAGAGUACACGAUCCAGUACAACCCAAAGGACACGACAGCCAACAGAACCUUUGACAUCCCCCUGACACUGUUUGGCUCCGUCGUACUGAGAGAAAGACUCAACUAUGAGGAGAUAACGCGGUACCUGGUCAUCAUACAGGCCAACGAUCGAGCCCCCUACCCCAGCGAGCGCCGCACGGCCACCACCACUCUGACUGUGGACGUGCUGGACGGCGAUGACUUGGGUCCCAUGUUUCUACCGUGCACGCUUGUGGGAAACACCCGCGACUGCAGUCCCAUCACGUACAGGGCCAUUGUACUGGAGCUGACCGAGCCGAAUAAGGUGAAUCCCCUCAAUGUGACUCCCCCCAUACAAGCUGUGGACCAAGACCGAAACAUCCAACCUCCCUCCGACAGACCAGGAAUCUCAUACUCAAUCCUCAUCGGCAAACCCCAGUCCUACGCAGAAUAUUUCAGCCUAAACAGAACCACAGCGGAGCUCCUGCUGCUGAAGCCCAUCGACAGAGAACUCUACCGCAGAUUUGAUCUGGUUAUCAAGGCAGAACAGAACAAUGGCCACCCCCUGCCGGCUUUCGCCAACCUCCAAAUUGAAGUUCUGGAUGAAAACAACCAGGCACCCUACUUCGUGGAAACAGGUUACCAUGGCUAUGUUAAUGAAGCAUCACCAGUGGGAACCACGAUAGCGACCAGCGUCAGCCUGUCCGCACCACUGGCCAUCAUCGCUCUGGAUAAUGAUGUGGAGGAGACAAGGGAUCCUCAGCUCCAGUUCUCAUUGGACAGCUAUUCUAAUGUAUUCUCUGUGUCUGCUACUGGAAUCAGAAGAUACCUCACGCUGGUGCAGCCACUGGACAGAGAGACACAAGACUCCUACACAUUCACGCUUUUAGCAUCAGACGGUGUCCAGCAGAGCAGUCCGGUUACCGUGACGAUAACGGUGCUGGACGCAAAUGACAACACCCCCACUUUUGCGAACGUCUCGUAUAAUGUCAACCUGUUUACUGAUAUGAUGCCUGGAGAAACUGUCUUACAGCUGUCAGCAGUGGAUUCUGAUGCAGGUCCAAAUGGUAGAGUCACAUACCGGAUCUUGGCUGGUGACCAGAACAACUUUCUUAUUGGAAACAGUACUGGGGUCAUUAGUGUGGCAUCGGGUGUUGAGCUCACCGUGGGGCGGAGCUACGCUUUGACUGUCGAAGCCGUGGACAAUGGGCCUGUACCUCAUAGAAGGUCAUCCAUCACUACCGUCUACAUCGAAGUGUUGCCCCCCAACAACCAGAGCCCUCCCCGUUUCCCCCUGCAACAAUACAACCUGGAGAUCAGCGAAGCCAUGAGGACUGGAGCAACGCUACUUAAUCUGCAGGCAGUGGAUCGGGAGAGGGACAAUAUCACUUACAAAAUCUAUAGUGGAGACGCCCAUGGACAUUUUGCACUACAGGAAAAUUCAGGGUAUUUGGUUCUGGACAAGCCUCUGGACCGGGAGUCUCUGGAUUAUUAUACCCUGGUGGUCACAGCCUCAGACGGACAGCCAGAUGGAACCUCCACUGCGAUGGUGAACAUUGUGGUGACGGACGUCAAUGACAAUGAUCCGCUGUUCGAUUCUUCACUGCCGGUGAACCUCACCGUCACCGAAGAGCAGGAUAAUGCCUAUGUUGGACAAGUCAAGGCUACAGACCCAGAUCUGGGGGCAAGUGGUCAGGUCCAUUAUCGGCUCGUCAACCACCAGAAGCUCUUUUCCAUCAACGCCACCGGAGCGAUCAGAACCACUUCGCCGCUGGACCGAGAGGAGCAAGGUCACUACUCUCUGAUCGUUGAAGCCUGCGAUGGUGCAGUGGACCCCCGGCGAUCCCGACUAACACUGUCUGUCACUGUUCUGGACGUGGACGACAAUAGCCCCGUAUUCACACAACAAACCUACAAUGUCAACCUGCCAGAGAACAGCCCCAAAGAUUCAGUCAUUUUACAUUUAAAGGCGAUCGAUGCCGACAUCGACUCGAACAUCACAUACCAAAUCAGAGGCCAAGGCCUGGACCGGGGGAUCGCUCAGCUAUUCCACCUCGACCCGGAGACCGGGGAGCUUUCGGUUCUGAAGGUCCUGGACUACGAGGCGCUGACUGACCCGGAGCCCACUUACAUGUUCACCGUGGAGGCCUUGGAUAGGGAGGGGACCAUGCCUCCUGGACUGGCCUCCGUUACUGUCAGAAUAAUGGACAUGAAUGACUUUGCUCCGGUAUUCAGACGGCCAGUGUACCGAGGCAUGGUCGCCCCGAACGCCGUCAAGGGAACCAUUGUGACAACAGUGAUGGCCAAUGACUCUGACCCCGCGGGAACCCCAGCAGGUCUGGUGCGCUAUAAAGUGGACCAGGAAGCGCAUCCAUACUCAGCCAGUAUAUUUGAUGUAGAGGAACAGACAGGACAUGUGGUUACAAGAGUAAACCUUAAUGAGGAGCCCAACCUCAAGUUCAGUCUGGUGGUGGUGGCCUAUGAUGACGGUGAGCCUGUAAAGGAGAACACAACUCUGGUAGAGAUCACGGUCCUUCAGCCCUCUGUCAUUCCUGUGUUCACCCAGGAAGAAUACAGGCUUCCACCAGUGAGCGAGGAAGCUGAUGUUGGAACCCCGGUGGGAGUCAUUGUGGCAGCUGCUGUCAAUCAAACUAUCGUGUACUCCAUCAUCGAAGGCAACGAGGGAGGGGCGUUCGCGUUAAAUGAAACAACCGGAGUCAUUUCCACCGCCAGGCCGCUGGACUACGAGGCCAACUCCAGCUACGUUCUGAAGGUAGAAGCCGACUCCAUGAGGCUGGUGUCCUCAAACCUCCGAGCUCCGUCAAAGACUAACACAGCAAGGGUGGUGAUUGACAUCCAGGAUGAGAACGACCACCCACCGGUUUUCACCACGUCUCUUUACAUUGGAGGAGUCGCAGAAGAUGCCAAAACCUUCACGUCAGUCUUGCAAGUACAGGCUCUGGACAAAGACACUGGUAACUACAGUUCAAUGAUGUACCGGCUCAUCAUCCCUCCUCAGGCCGGUAAAGACACGAAAGACAGCAAAGACGGCUUUGUGAUCGAGCCGUACAGCGGCGUAGUGAAGACGGCGAUCAUGUACCGCAACAUGAGGAGGUCGUAUUUUAAGUUUGUGGUGGUCGCCACGGACAACUAUGGUCAAGGACACAGCAGCAAGGCAGAGAUAGUGGUGUCAGUCGUGAACCAGCUGGACAUGCAGGUGGUCGUAUCAAAUGUCCCCCCAACGUAUGUGGAGAAAAACAAAGACAAGCUGCUCAGCAUUUUGGAACGCUACGUCCAGGAUCAGAUACCUGGAGCAAAGGUUGUCGUGGAAACCAACGGGCCCCAUCGCCACGGUGAUGGAAUGGAGCAGGAAGACUACACCAAGUCGGACCUCAUGAUUUACGCCAUUGACCCUCUGACAAACAGAGCCGUAUCUAGACAGGAGCUCUACAAGUUUCUCGAUGGUAAACUCUUGGACAUCAACAAAGAGUUCCAGCCCUUCCUCCCUCCUGGUGGACGGAUUCUGGAGAUCCGAACCCCGGAAGUGGUGACCAGCGUGAAGAAAGCUGCACAGACUGUGGGCUACACAGAGGGGGCGCUGUUGGCUCUGGCAGUUAUUAUCAUCAUCUGCUGUGUCCCUGCCAUACUGAUCGUUAUCAUCACCUACAGACAAUUCAAAGAGCGCCAGGCAGAGUGUGCCAAAACUGCCCGCAUCCAGAUGGCACUGCCAACAGGCAAACCUGGGGGAGGCACUGCCAACAACCUGUAUGAAGAGCUGGGUGACAACGCCAUACAAAACCGGUCAAACCACAGUGUUGGGGGGAGUGGCGGCAGUUUGGAUGAAAGUGAUCGCCAACGUCUGAUCUCAGAUUUUGCGACCCGUGCAAUUGCUGCCCAUCGGCAGUGUGUUGCUAAUGGAGGGGUGCUUAACAACCUGCCCAAGUCUGAGUCCAACAUCACUUUUCUCUCUGAUGAAAACCCCCUGACCAUCAAAAACCCCAUCUACCACGAGGAUGGGACUUUGAGUAGUCCAGAGACUCUUGGAAGAAGCCAGAGAAGAAGGGACCUUCUUGGGAAUUUCUCCCCUUCCAGGAAAGGCCUCCGAGAAGCCUGGCUGAGGCUCAGCUCUUCUGGGGGUGAUGUGGGCUUUGGUGGUUACAGUGGCAGUGACAGUGUAUGGGGAUCUGGGGGUGGACACAGCUGGACUCUCCCAUCAAGAUUACAUCGAAGAGAGAUGUAUGAGGCCUUGAGGCGCCAAGUGGUCAUGGACCCGGUGCAGUGGGAGUUGGAGCUUCUCAAGGCUGAAUUCAAGGAGAGUAAAGAUGCCGGCCUUGAUUCAGGUUUUGACCGUGGGUUGGACUCAGACCUGAUGGGGAGUCCGAGUCUGGAACCGAAGCUGACGGUCAAAGAACAAGCCAGACAGUUUGAGCAACAGGCACUCCAGGAAAUGAGACAAAGGCAAAACAGAGAUUCACGAGGGUCUUUGUCACCUGAUUUUCUGCUCUCCGUUUUCCCAGAGUCUCCUCAGCAUCACACGCAAACCCCCACGCACAAUGUCCAAAUCAUUCAGACCAAAGAUGGUCCCCCGAGUAUCAUCGUCACCCAAAGUGACGGAGGAACUCCUCCACCAAGUCACAAGCCAACUCCUCCUGUGCUGCGGCGCUUUGGGGGAAACUUAACAGCAAAUCAGAGUGUGGAAGAGCGACUUCAGGUCCAUUUAGAGGUGAUCCCUGAUCCUCCUUCAACUCCUCCACCACCUCCACCACCACCAUCCCCACCGCCUCCACCACCACCAUCCCCGCCGCCUCCACCACCUCCCACAUCUGCUCCUCUCCCUCCGACAUCUCCUCCUCCGCACCACCCUGCCUCCCCUCCUCCUCCGCCUCCUGCUUCAUCCCACUCCAACCAGACGGAAAACCAGGCACCUCCUCCUCCCCCACCUCUCCCUCCCCCGCCCCCACCCCCACCUCUCCCUCCCCCUUUGUCACCCUCGCGCCUGCGUCCAUCCACCUUUGUCCUCCCGUCCCUUUCUGAGGCUCCAGCUCUGCGGCCCGUGUCCCUUCGACCGCCACCGAAGCCUCUUCCUGUGGAGCCCGAACCUCCAACAAAAGAGCGGAAAGGAAUCUUGAAGAAUAUCCAAAACCUUGCGGAGAUCGAGAAGUCUGUGGCCAACAUGUUCAGCCAGAUAGAUCAGAAGCAAAUCCCGCUCAAGAAGGUCAUGAAGAGCCGGGCCUCCAUGGAUUCUCUUGAUUCUCUCGACUGCUUAGAUGCGUUAGCAGCCGCAGGUGGUGGAGGGGAGGGAGGAGAGGGAGGAAGAGAAGAAACUGGAGGAGGUGGAGGCUCCUCCCCUCCUCCAACUCCCCAGAUUCAGCCCAACCCAAACAUGAACUCCAUCGUGGUAGAACUUGAGAAACGAUUCCCCUCGCAGUCGACGAUGCUCUAGCCUUUGUCUGAAUGCUAUGGAAAGCACAAAGUGGGGCAUUUCUUAACUCUGUUGCAUAGUUCCCGCCGAGCUGUCGAGGGACUGAUGCUCGGAAUAGCUCAGUGGGAUGUUUUGAUGAUUUCUUCGAACAUGACUUCAUGUUUUUUACAUAAAGAAAGAAGAACUAGGCCUAAUACAAACUCUAUGGGUAGAACAAAAAUGUUUCUCAUCUCAAAUGAUGGUACAUGUCGCAAACAGAGAAGGGGAGAAGGUGAAACAGCCGAGAAGGUCACAUCCUACUUACAGUAAAUCUAAUAAAGCACAGUCAUUUGGUAGCUAGAAGGGGCUACUUGAUUGUUACCAGAAGAUGGAAGGACUAAAGGAGUGGUUAAAACACAAGGGAGAAAUGAUGAUCAGGUUAAUUGGCCCUCGUUUCAGUGAACCUGAACCACUAUGAGGAAUUCAAAAGCCUGGCUCCAACUAUAUCGUCACAGCAAUAGUUUGGGAGGCUUACUCAUUAUCUGCCUUGGCCAUUAUUUCGGUUUCCCCCCCCCAAAAAACAUUUGUACGGCUUGUUCUUUAAUUACCAUGGAGGGCAAUUGACUUAAACAACUGUAGAUGGGAGCUGUGCAUUUAAGAGUUUAGAAGAGGUUAAAUCUUCCCCGGUAGACUUUCACUUUGAUACAGUCAUUAGCAUUUCACGUCCUGGCCAAGUAAUUGAGGUUCUCGUCAACAACCAAUUAUGAUCAAUCAGUCAGCGUCUAUCAGGAUGGGAUGUGGCACGACUCAGUUGAUGGGCCCCACUCGCCGGCUGAUUACACGUUUAGGAGGUGGCUUAAACUUUAUCUUCUGGACCUCCAAAGUCGUUAAUUGAAGACGCAGCGGGUGUGAAGAGGAAAAUCAAUCACGAGGAGUGAAGAACAUUGUUAAACCUGCCAACUUGGAAUGAACUGUGUUCAACAGGGAUUCCAUGUAUUUGCUUUGCAUGGAUACGUUUUGCCACAGGACGUGAUCCAUGUCACAUUGACCUCCACCUCCAUUUCAUUCAUUAAUAUCCCCUGUUACUGUACAUAGUUAUCAAGUGCUGUAACAAAUACUCUAAGUUCACAUAUUCUUUUCUCUGUACAAUUACAUAUGUUUCUAUCAGUAGUCGUCUAUCUGCAAACUUGUUUCCAUAUUUGUUAUCAACUAAUUCAUCAAUUUGAGUCAAAGCAAAACGUGUCAAUACCUAUAGACAACAGUGUUUUCAGUUUUUCUCAUACGUUUGUCUUUCUGUUGUUCUCAUUCUGUCGUCCGUUAACGCUCAUUUUCUAUAAUUUCUUUAGUUCAUUUUUUUCUUUUCCCCUUGGACCCACAUUGUCUUUGCAUUCAUAAUGGUCCUCCAUUGUCUUUUAAUAUUCCACAAAGCAUGUGAGUGUGAUGUUGUUUUUUUUAAGAUAACAAAAUAAUGUUAAAUAUACUGUAGGUGGCUGCAGAGUUGCAGCGAAAUUAUUUCUAAGACCAGAUUUAGGUAGAGUCAUAUUUUUAUUCACAAGAUGUGCUAAAUUUUUAUUAUAUCCUUUUUUCUAUAGGGUUCUGUUGUCAUUGUGCAGGUACUUAUUGGGAAAUGAUUAAUAUUUAAAAAAAAAAGCCACAAACCAGAUUUUCAAUAAAAGGUCAAAUGUGUGGUGCUAUCUAAGUGUACAGGAUUAAUUGAUGCUCUCUGCCUCGGGGCUGUAAUAUGAAUCAGUAGAGGUUUGCCCCUUUAGAUACCCUAAAUGUCCCCUAUCCUAUGUUAGCACAUGCCUCAGAGAGAUCCGAAGUCGCACCAUGCGCAUGUGCAAAGUCGCACAUCUACAGGCUGACAAUGACGACAUCUGUGCAGUUGCUCGCUCCGGAUGCAACUGUGCCAGGGGAGUAUGCAGAGGUAGCCACGUACAGUACACAGUCCCCUACAUCUGCAGCAUAUUAAUGAGAAAAUAUAAUGCUUCGCUCACCUCACAUAUAAGAUACUGUCUUUUAUGAAGGUCGCACAGCCACAUCAGGUCAAGAGGAAUUUAUUCACCCACAGUUUUAUAUUGGCUGGUUCGCUAUGCGUCCAAGGUGCUUCAUUUUAGACCAAAUGUCUUACUAACAUAAAAUACGCUGAAGUUACUUUAUUAUUUAAAGGCUUGCCACCUCCAAGUCCGUCACUGGAGCUCAGUGGCUCUCCGAGGUGAGCACUUUGUUUUUAUGUAGACGGAUUCAUUUCAAGUACUUGAGCCUCAUGUGCAAAUCUUUGCAAAAAUAUAAAUGCUAAUAAUAAUCAAAACGUUUACGACACAGAAUCAUCUGAAAAUGUCAAGUGACGAGUAAUGUUAUUACAGAUCAAGUAGCAGUGCACUUAAUAUAUGGUAUAAUG
Messenger RNA from Scophthalmus maximus (turbot), 8771 nucleotides. Its product is annotated as protocadherin-15-like. The record is from RefSeq and is a predicted model, not a curated record. Gene Ontology annotation, molecular function: calcium ion binding; cadherin binding. Gene Ontology annotation, cellular component: catenin complex; stereocilium; plasma membrane. Bases 356 to 6412 code for a protein of 2018 amino acids. The transcript is spliced from 37 exons. NCBI's taxonomy places the organism in Eukaryota, Metazoa, Chordata, Actinopteri, Pleuronectiformes, Scophthalmidae. Gene Ontology annotation, biological process: homophilic cell-cell adhesion; sensory perception of sound; inner ear development.